CCCCCGGGAGCAGCGCUCCGCGCGCCCCGCCCGCCGCAGCCCCCCAGGCUGGCGCCGUCCGCGCCUUGGCCCUCCGGCCGGCAGUCUUCACUUCCUUCGCGCCCCACCUUGGAGCUCCGAGCCGCCGUGCGGCCUUGCCCGCGACCUUGCUUGUACCCCGCUGGCAUCCUGAAAGGCAAGGAGCGGCGUCUUGGCGCCUCCGCCUUCGCCUCUGUGGCGCCGCAGCCCCCACAGCCCCGGCACCUCCGAUCCGCGUGCCACGAAUAAGAUGUAUUCCCGAGACGGCAACUUCGGGGCGUUUGUUGACUUCACCCACCCAGGGCUGACAAACGUAUAUACCAUGUCUACCAAAAUGGACUCUUCCAGGGUCUCAGGAAAAGGGCACUGUUGGACGUGGCCCCAUCUGCCCAGGAGCUCUGAAACCACUGCAGCCAACAUGUGCCCAUGCCAGGAGAUAUCUCUGUAUCCUGAAGAUGACACAAUGAAAAGAUGGUGACCUCUCAGUCUUUGAGGAGAUUAAAAGGCCAAGAAUUAAUUCUAGGACUGCUCUAUCUGUAGACUUUCUAUUAUAUGAGAUACUAAGUGUCAUUAUUUAAGCCACUUCUAAUUGCAUAUUGUGUUUCUUACAAGAACAGUUUUUUGCAACUGACAACCUCUCUGGGUGGUACCUAGCCUCCAGAAAGCCUCCUCCAGUGAUCCUUACCUUGUGGUAUUCAUGUCUUUGUAUAAUCCCCUUCUACAUUGAAUCCAGGCUUGCUUUUGUGACUGGGAGAAUAUGGUGGAAAUAUAAAGUGUGACUUCCAAGUCUGCUUUAUAAAGACAUUGCAACUUCUGCCUUGAUCACUCUUGGAUAACUUGCUCUGGAAUCAGCCAGCUACCAUGUCAUGAGGACACCAGUCGGGCUUGUGAAGAAGCCUUCUUGGAGAAGAGUCAACUGGCCAGUACCAACUUGCCAGCAUGCAGCCGCGCGGGCUCGUGCGUCUCCAAGGACAAAAGGAACCCAGCACUACUCUCAGCGUCCGAUUCCUCCCGCUGCCCAACAUGAAGAAAGCUGAAAUGGGAAGGUUCAAUAUUUCCCCAGAUGAGGACAGCAGCAGCUAUAGUUCCAACAGCGACUUCAACUACUCCUACCCCACCAAACAAGCUGCUCUGAAAAGCCAUUAUGCCGAUGUAGAUCCUGAAAACCAGAACUUUUUACUUGAGUCGAAUUUGGGGAAGAAGAAGUAUGAAACUGACUUUCAUCCAGGUACUACUUCCUUUGGAAUGUCAGUAUUUAAUCUGAGCAAUGCGAUUGUGGGCAGUGGAAUCCUUGGGCUUUCUUAUGCCAUGGCUAAUACUGGAAUUGCUCUUUUUAUAAUUCUGUUGACAUUUGUGUCAAUAUUUUCCCUGUAUUCUGUUCAUCUCCUUUUGAAGACUGCCAAUGAAGGAGGGUCUUUAUUAUAUGAACAGCUGGGACAUAAAGCAUUUGGAAUGGUUGGGAAGCUCACAGCAUCUGGAUCCAUUACAAUGCAGAACAUUGGAGCUAUGUCAAGCUACCUCUUCAUAGUGAAAUAUGAGUUACCUUUGGUGAUCCAGGCAUUAAUGAACAUUGAAGAUACAAAUGGAUUGUGGUAUCUGAAUGGUGACUAUUUGGUUCUGCUGGUAUCACUGGUGCUCAUUCUUCCCUUGUCACUGCUGAGGAAUUUAGGAUAUUUGGGAUACACCAGUGGCCUUUCCUUGCUGUGUAUGAUGUUCUUUCUGAUUGUGGUGAUUUGCAAGAAGUUUCAGAUUCCUUGUCCUGCAGAAAUUGCUUUUCUAGUUAAUGAAACAGUAAACGGCAGCUUAACACACCCAGCAACUUUUGUACCUGAUGUGGGUUUUAAUAGGACUGAAAGUGAUUCUUGCCAACCACGUUAUUUUAUCUUCAACUCAAAGACUGUCUAUGCUGUGCCAAUUCUGACCUUUUCAUUUGUCUGUCAUCCUGCUAUUCUUCCUAUUUAUGAAGAGCUUAAAGGCCGCAGCCGUAGAAGAAUGAUGAAUGUGUCCAAGAUUUCCUUUUUUGCUAUGUUUCUCAUGUACCUGUUUGCUGCCCUCUUUGGAUACCUGACGUUUUACGAACACGUUGAGUCAGAACUGCUUCAUACCUACUCUUCUAUCAUGGAAACUGAUAUUCUGCUUCUCAUUGUCCGUUUGGCUGUGUUGGUGGCUGUCACCCUAACAGUACCUGUCGUCAUUUUCCCAAUCCGGAGUUCCGUAACUCAUUUGCUGUGUGCAUCAAAGGAGUUCAGUUGGUGGCGUCAUAGUGUCAUUACAGUGUCUAUCUUGGUGUUUACCAAUUUGCUUGUCAUCUUUGUACCAAAUAUUAGGGAUAUCUUUGGUUUCAUUGGUGCAUCUGCAGCUGCUAUGUUGAUUUUUAUUCUUCCGUCUGCGUUCUAUAUCAAGUUAGUGAAGAAAGAACCUAUGAAGUCUGUACAAAAGAUUGGGGCUCUGUUCUUCCUGCUAAGUGGCAUAGUGGUGAUGACCGGAAGCAUGGCCUUGAUUGUGUUGGAUUGGGUCCACAAUGCCCCGGAAGGUGGCCAUUAACCACCACCUCGAAAACUCCACAAUAGUCCAUUUGAUGCCAGUGUUGAGUCUACAGCUCUCAACUACUAUGAAAUUUCACCUGAUGUUUUCAGUUUCACUUCCUUUUGAAGUGCAGAUUCCUCGCUGGUUCUUCUGAGUGCAGAAUAAGUGAACUCUUGUUUUGUUUUGUUUCGUUCUUAAAGAAACUAUUCUGUAUGGUAGAAAUGGAUAUUAACACCAAACCACGAGUCUCGGGUUAACGGAAGUGACAAUUUUAUUCCAUUCCAGAGAAUGGACGAACUCUUAACUUUAAUCAAGCCACAUGUUUGGCUGUGUCAUUGUUUAACUUGGAUAUUUUAUGAUUUUACUUGAAUGUGCCUAAUGGAACCAUUCGAUGUGAGAAAUAAUUCUUUUUAAUUUACAGCAAAGUAUUGAAAUAACCAUUGAGAAAAACACUUAUUAUUUUUUUGUACCAAAAAUAUUCGAAGACCUCAGAAGCACUCUUUUAUUUUUUAAAAAUUGCUUUUUUUGAACUUUAUCCAAAAGCAGUUGUCAAUGAAUUCCAUGAAAAAAAAAUCAUUGUUAUUUAAAAACAAUUACUACUAGUAUUAUGAAAUGAUUUGCCUUUUUGUAGGCAUACUAAGCCAAAUACUUUUUUUUAUCCAAAAUAAUUUUUAGAGAAAAUGAUAUAAUGAAAAAUUACACUGUAAUUAGGAGCAUUUUCCAUUCAGACUUUACCUUUAAAGGACAACUGGUUGAUUGUGGCUACACCAAAUCAGGUGAACUCUGUUCAUCACUUUUCUUCUCUGUCCCCAAAUAUUUUUGUUCGUUUAGACUCUGAAAUAUUUAUGGCUUCAGUCUAUUAGAAUGGAAGAUAAUGCAGGUAUUUCUGUGGGAAAUAAAAUAACUAAUUUUGAGGUACCAAAUAGUGCAAUUGGGUAAAACAGGGUUUAUUCAGUUGCAUCUGCCUCCAGAGUUGGGUUGACAGCUCUGGAUUUUUUUGGGCCAGCCCUUUUUUGGCAUUGCUUCCAGAAGUGGAAAAUGGGCAUUUGAUGGCUGUAGGCCAAAACUGUUCUAUCCAGAGAGUACAGUACAACUUUUCAUAUGGCUCAUCUGCUAUGGAAGUGUGAAUUACUUGACAAUGUGUGGUUUAGUUGUGUUCAUGUUUUGUCUACAGUAGAGGUCUAAUUAAUCCAUAGGUUACACCUAUAUUUGGUAUAAGUUCUCUUCAUACAGGCCACUGGGUUUCUCAUGCAGUAAGCUUUUUUAAAAAACUCACGUGCACUGCAUUGUCAUCUCAUUCUUGUACAACGUAGAAUUACUUGUUUACAUCCAACAAAUGGUUAGCUAGGGAAAACAGUGCAACCUGAGUGUAACUAUUGGUCCGACUGCAUGAUCACCCUUCCAUUUCAAUACCAGUUAGACGUGAAAAAAUUACUUGGCUUUAAGAGCACAUUUAUUGUACGUCAUGGUGUAUGGUGAAUAUGUUAUUAAAUAAUGUGGUACUUUGCUCAUCAGGCAUAAUGUCUAAAAUCUAAUACACACAAUUCCAUUAGUGGUUGAGGGAAGCAAAUAAUGGAAUCAUCAUUUGGUCACCUGACUGUAAGGUUGUUCUCUUGAACUUAACAUUUUUAGUUUUAGGCAAGGGCCAGAAAUGUGGCAGACAUGAUUUUUGUUACGCAUUCUUGUAUUAUAUGUGACUCAGUUGCAGACAAGAUGUGUCUGUAGUCAGAGACCCUUGUGGAACUGAACUGGAAGACGUCUUGUAGUGCUCCAUUGGGUGAAACCAAUGGUCUAUUUUUGUUUGUUUCUACAAAAAUGAAAGUGGGGACCAUCUCGAAAGGCAGUGAGAAGACGGAUUCUACAGCACUGCUUUCAUUCAAUUGGGCUUUUGGCACUCCAUUCGAAUCCAGAACCUCACCUCUAGCUCAGACCAAGAAUUGGCACUUCUGCUUGAAUUCCUGGAAAGAAUCGCUGGUUUUGUAACUUUAGACUUGCCUGGGAAUACCUCUACAGUUUACAUCCUUUUAUUUGGGAGAAAAUACCGAGGCAACCAGGAAGAAAUGAAAAAAAAAAAAUCGAUGUGGAAGGUUCCUCCAGUCCCCUGGCUGUUUGAGGUUCCAAAUCAACUGCCAAGGGUAAAUUUCAUUGCAUGAUUUUCUUGGAGCUAUCUUUGUCUACCUGGAGGUUCCUAAACAGUGAAUUCCCAGUAAUGAGCAGUCUUCAGUAUUAAAACCACUGUCUUGUCACCUCAUUUUGCAUUACUGUCUUCCGUGGAUGUUUCAGUUAUAACUAAUGUUAUUUAUAGAACAGCAUUAAUCCAUUAAAGCUAACCUAUUUUUCAAUAUUUAUGAUAAUCUUAUGUACAUACAGUGUCUGUCCAUAUGUAUUUGUAAAUAGGUUGUAUAUAAUGUCAGGUUUGGGUCUUGGGUUGAAAUGUAUAUAUCCUUCCUUAUAAGUUGCUUAACUGCAUUUUGAUGAAUUCACAUUAUGUAUCUAUAAGAAUUGUCCCAAAAGUACAGAGAUUUCAAUAAACAAAUUGACCAAUUGUGUAAACACUAAAAAUUUAAAAUACUGUUAAAAUUGUAUUUGCAAUAAGCAGACUACGUGAACAACACAUUUUUUUCAUGAAAACUUGGUGCAGGUUCAGAACUCUUUAAGAUUUUAAAUAAGGUCUAAAUUUUCAAAAUGUAGUAGCUAUUAAAACAUGAUCUAGUGUAAUGAAAUCAAAUAUGCUCUAGUGUGGUGGAAGACCUUUGAGAACCUGAUCGUGGUAAGCUUUCUGUAUAUAAUGUAAAUAUCCUCACUGUACUGUUAUAGAGGCCAACAAUUCCAGUAAGACUUGUUGGCAAAGAGUGCUACACGUUUCAAUGAAACAUUGUAUGUUUGUUUUAACUGAACUAAAAUAAAUACAUGCUUAA
Messenger RNA from Budorcas taxicolor (takin), 5462 nucleotides. RefSeq names its product solute carrier family 38 member 2 (gene SLC38A2). Gene Ontology annotation, molecular function: L-glutamine transmembrane transporter activity. Gene Ontology annotation, biological process: L-glutamine transport; amino acid transmembrane transport. The coding region runs from base 958 to 2562 and encodes 534 amino acids. The transcript has 19 exons. The record is from RefSeq and is a predicted model, not a curated record. NCBI's taxonomy places the organism in Eukaryota, Metazoa, Chordata, Mammalia, Artiodactyla, Bovidae.